UAGUCCAUCAUUUCUAAGGAAUCACCUUUAGUAUCCGCCGGUCGUACGUCGUGGUCGUAUCUUUUCUUUCGUAUGCGCGCGCGGUAUUCUAACUCGAUAAAGGGAGCCGAAGAAAACGUAAACGCUCGAUGUUUCACAAAUGUGAACAUAUUAUACGUCGAAUAGAAAGAGAGAAAAAAAAAAGAAAAUAAAAAAGAAACUUUAUUCGUAAUAACUAUAUAUAUCACCUAGCUACCAUGAUAGACCAUAUUCGCGCAGGUGCGUGAAUGAAAAGGGAUAGAAAAAAAAAAGAAAAAAAAAAAGAAAGAAAAAUGUUUCUUCUGAUCGUAGGUGAGAAGACACCGUCACCAUCGCCAUCAGCAUCACCACCACCACCACCUGUACCACCGAGACGAAGAAGAACAAAAAAAGUUAUAAACGCGGAAAUUACGGGGAAGGAAAUCGCAACUACUACGAGGAGGGUCGAUCGAAAGCGUCUACCCCCGCCACCACCGCCUUCUCAAUUACCAAGAAAAAACAAGGUCAACGAAAACGUUGAUAAAAGUCAGAUUAAAACAAGGAUCAUAAUUCACGAUGAACCGACAUCGAAGUUUCAAACUGGGAACGUAGAUGAUACGAGCAACGAUAUCUUGUUAAAGUCGGAUAAUUCGAAGGAUAAUAUUAUAAGGGAAGAGAUUUAUUUAUGUAGGAAGAAAACGUACGGAGAUGUUCCUAAGAUAGAAUUUAAACUCGAUGAGAAUCGUAAGAAGGAGUUGCUGACGUUGCACGAGGAGGAGAAGGUUGUAUCGAAAAAAGUGUUUAAUAAGAAGGACGACGAAGUCCUUCGACCUAAUAAAAGUAAUAGUAAUAGUAGUAGUAGUAGUGGUAGUGGUAGUAGUAGUAAUAGUGACUCGAAGAUUGAUGAGAGUACUGAGAAAGAGUUGUUGACGGUCUUGGAGCGUCCUAAAAAAAAAUUAUCGACGUUAGACGAUAGAAAAGAUGACGACGACGAAGAAAAAAAUGAAAAAAAAGAGGAGGAAGAAACGAUGAUCGUACGUUCUCCGAGAUACGAUCAGAUGGUGAAGAAAAAGGAAUACGACAAAUAUCCAUCAUUGUUCUUCACGCUCGAUGAUCUUCACGAUGUUAUUAUAACGAACGAUUCGGUGCAAUCGGUGUCGUCGAUCGUGGACGAAAAAAAAUUGAAAAAGGAAUCGACGAAGGUUGAAAAUGAGAUGGAAAGUUUCUUCGUAGGAGAACGAAAGGGGAAAGAUUUGAAUGAUUUUACGAAGGAUCCUUCCUUCCUACGGGAUAAUCGUAUCGACGAGGACGAUGACGAUAACGACGAUAACGAGAUUUGUUUCCGCGUAACGCCGACGAAUUUUCCCUUCGAAAAAUGUUUGGACAGAUGGAAAACGUCCUUGGAAAAUGAAAAUGCCGAAUUUCACGGUGUCGAUCCUGGGAAUAAUUUUAUUUUCGACGAUUACAUAGAUAGGAGUAGCGCCUUGAACGUCAGACGAUCGAGAAGAUCAUCUUUAUGUUAUGAUAUAGUUCAAAGCAACGAGAUCACCCUCGAACACACAGCUACCAAAGUGAGAUUCGUGAUAGAGUCAUCGAAUUCCUCGAUGCCAUCCAAGGUCGAUGGUGGUCUUUGGAAUAUCGAUUCGAUCAGGAACGAGGAAGCUGACGAGAAGGAACAGAAGAGGGAAGAGGAGGAGAAGGAGGAGGAGGAGGAGAAGGAGGAACCGCAGCAGCAGCAGCAGCAGACUGUAGAAGAUAAUUUCGAAAGAAAUUUGCCGACUACCGACAACGCCGACAUAUUCGGUGAAAUACCAUUUGGAUCCUUGAUCCUGAAUAAUGUCGAUCGAAAAUCUAUUGAAAUUUCUCCGCAGAUCGAUAAUAAUACCGUUGAUAUUAAAGAACAUUUCAAUGAAGAGAAGAAAACGAUUGAGGAAGAUAGAUUCAAUAAUAUUUCUUCCAGUGAUUUAUCCUUAAUACUCGAAGAUACUUUGACGAAGGAACAGGUGGUACCUGAACUUAAGAUCGAACGUAACUUGUCGGAGGGAUUAUCGAGGGAGGAAGAAGUUUCUAACAAGGACAACGACAGUAACAAAAACAACAACAAGUAUAAAGAGAACGAAGACGAUGACAACGUCAAUUACGGAAUUAAAGAGACUAAUAAAAAUAUUUUCUUCCUCGACGAGAAAUCCGCAGAUGAAUCUCAUUGUAAUUCUCAAAAACGAAUAGAUACGAACGAACGUAGAAAAAUCUUCGUAACCCAAUCGGUUCGUAGUUUUAUGAACGACAGUCCGAUAGAUUGGGAGGAUGAGGAAUCCGAUGAAGUGUCCGAUAAUAACGAUGAAUUAUUAUUAUACAAAAAUCAAUACGAAAGGAAGAUCAACGACGAGCCAUCGAAAGUCGUUACGGAUUCAACAAGAACUCAAAUUCUGGAUGAAUUAAAAACGAAUACGAUUCCAAGCUUGUCUGAUCUUUCGAAAGAUCCCGUUAAAAAGAUCGAUGACGAUGAGACAAUAAUAAUCGAUAAAAAAGAUAUACCCGGUAUACCGUCGGUUGACGUAAGACGCAAUACAUUUUUAGAAACCAUGUUGUCGGAGAAUAAUAGAGAUGAAGAAAAUUGGAAUAGUACGAGCAGAUAUUGCGAGAUCGUAGGGAUCCAUCCGAAAAACGAUCGAUUGAUCGAAGUCGAUGAGACGAGUGAAAAAAAUAAUAGGGAUAAUGCAACGUGUAGGAGAAAGACAAAAGGAUGCCGUAAUUCGUUCGAUGAUAAAAACAUAAAAGACGUCAAAAGCGACGUUCUAAGUGAGUUGCUCGUUAACUUUCCUACGAUCAAAUUGAGAAGCUCGACGACGACGAUGAAGAAUAAUAAUAAUAAUAAUUAUUAUUAUAAUUAUAAUGAAGUCGAAGAUUUGGUUAAUUUUAAGAACGUUGAGUCCUUCGUUACGGAUGAGACGAAUGAAGUAAAAAAAAAUCUUGUUGACGAGGAAGACGACAAAAACGAUAAUGAUAAAAACGGUAGGAAGAUUAUCACUACGAACCAGAUGGCGGUACGAAGAAUCCAAGCGGAAAUAAUGGAGAGUCGACAGCUGGACAACGAUAUGAUGAAAAUGUCCAAGUGUCAUGUAAGGGAAAAGUGUGUCAUCGAGACAUCAGACUCGAAGAGCAAUCACAAAGGUUCGAAGGACGAAGGUACGAGGGUGAUUAAGGAUAUCGAAGAUUUACCUAAAAACGAUGAUGGAUUAACUGAUGAUGAAAGGAGGAAGGAUAAUAAUACGAUCGAUCGUUUAGAAAUAAUAUGUAGUAAUAAUGUUGACGAAUCGAUAGGAUAUAAGAGGAGGAAGAAUAAUAGCAUUGAUAACUGUGCCAUAGUUAGAGAAAAAAUUCCAGUUUUAAUAACCCAUCGUAAUAAUAAUGACGAUAAUGAUGAUGAUGAUAUUGAUGAUGAUAAUGAUGAUGAUGACGAUGAUGAUGAUAAUGAUGAUAACGAUGAUGAUGAUGAUGACAAUAACAGGGCCAUAAAGACACCCGUAGUUUUAAGUAACGACCAAUCGUCAGGGCAAGAUACUCUAACGAUAAUCCCCGGUAGCGUUAGAAAUUUCGUUAAGUAUUACGAGAUCCGUCGGGAAACGACGGCCAUCGAAUAUUCUAAAAUUAACGAUAGGAUGACAUUAGUUAGAUCUAAUGACGAAAGUUCGACGGUAUCGAACAGGAUAAAAAAUUUUGAAUGCGAGGAACGAUCGAUGCCUAUGAAAAGAUACGACGAUAACGUCGACUUGAAAGAGAGUAAGAUCGAUAAAAAGAUCGAUGAGAAACGGACGAUCGAUACUAGAUCGGUAUUUAACAACGACAUAAGUUAUACGAUGAUCGCAAAGAAAAAGAUCGUAGAUCCUUCGAAAGAAAUAAAAGGGAUUAUCGUAGAUCCAUCGUCGAGAUCAUCGAACGUAUUCGACGAAACUCGAGUUGAGCGAAUUAACGAAGUUUCCAGUAAGAUCGAUCGUAUGAAAUCAUCGUUCGAGUUUAGUGAGAAGGAACAAGAGAAAUUUGAAAAUAAUCAAGAGAAAGAAGAGGACGAAGAAGAUGAGAAUAACGAUGAUUAUGACGAGGACGACGACGACGAUGGUUUUGAUCUCUCGCAGCCACCGCAACGACGACAUCUUUCACAGGAAGUAACCAACAGAACCGAUUACGAGAGAAAUUCAGGUAUUAAUCGAUUCGCUUCCAACACUGAAAAUAAUACAUGUUUCGUAUUUUAUUGUACGGUGUGAUAUAAUUUCCCGGUGCAUAGUAUAGUUUUAAUUUCGUUCUAGUUUCUUUUUUAUCUUUUUUUUUUUUUCUUUCUUUUUCCCUUAAAUCACUUGCCCAUUAAAAAUCGUCGCCGUCGAUUCCCACCCUCGAAGAACGUUCUUUUUUUUUUUGUUUCUUUUUUUUUUCAUCGAUAUUCGAAAGAAAAUUUCGCGAGAUAUCCUUUUUCACUUUUUAUUUAUUUAUUUAUAUUUUUUUUUUUUUUCAUUUUUUCUCUCCUGCAAGAUAUUAGAAUCAUGAAUCUCUUAGCGAUAAAUUACGUUUGAAAUAUUUUUUAGAGAGUGUGCAUAUGUAGGUGUGUACGUGCGUAUGUGUGUGUAUGUACGUGAUAUUCGUGAUACGUUUCGAAAAGAGAAAAAAAAAAAAGAAAAAAAAGAAAGAAUGAUUUGGAAAUUUUGAUGAUGAGUCAGCCUUUUAGCUCUGUUAUUGUCGGUAGUAGCCACCUCGCGACCCUUAGAAAAUAUUGUUAUUGUUUCUUUUUCUUCUUCCCUUCCUUCCCCUCCUUUUUCGUUUGAGAUAUUGUUUUAAGCAAGAAUACGAAUUAUGCCUGAGUGUGUUUCCCAUUUUCUUCUUGCGUAAUUUCGUUUAUUUGCGUAAAACACGAUGCAAGUUUGAAACGUAAUUUACCCUAGUGAGAUAAAGAGAAGGGGAGAGAGAGAGAAAGAGAGAAACAGAGAGAGAAAAAGAGAGAGAGAGAGAGAGAGAGAUUAUGUGUAUGUUUGUGUAUAUGUAUUUGCGAAUAAUAAAGCUUAUUUGCAAUGAUACUUUACGUAUACACAAAUUUCGAUUUAGUACAGCAAUAUGUAAUACGUAAUAUAUUACUCAUACAAAAUAUAUGUAUGUAUUAUGUGUAUGUGUAUAUAUAUAUAUAUAUAUAUAUAUAUAUAUAUAUAUUCAGAAAUAUAAAUAGUGAGUUUCCUCUUGAAACGUGCAAUCCUUCGAGUAAAAAUCACAUUUAUUAAUAAUAAUACGUAACGCGCUCCUAUUAUACUUGUUGACUUAUUAAUAAGUGUGUAUUAUUAACUUGUUUUGAUGUUGUACUUUGUUUAAUUGACAAAUACGUAUAUAUACAUAUGUAUGUGUGUGUGUGUGUGUAUGUGUAUAUAUAUAUAUAUGUAUAUAUAUAUAUAUAUAUAUAUAUAUAUAUAUAUAUACAUAUAGUUUUACUAGUAGAAAGAUUUAAAACGUGUACGAGAAGCGAGAAGAAGAAGAGGAGGGGGAGGAAAAGGAGGAAGAGGGAGGGAAAAAUAGAAGAAAAAAAGAGAAUGAUAGAAGAAUCAUUGCAACGUGUUCUUCGUGUUCGUGAAUACUUAAACAACAAAAAAUUAAAAUGAAAAAGAAAAUAUAUAUAUGUGACGAAGAAAAUUGGGAUUCAAAAUGGAAGAAGAGAAUAGAGUGCUUCUUAUGAUUUUAGUACACAUUAUUAAUUAUUAGUACGUAUAUGUAAAAAAAAAAAAAGAUAAAAAAAUAUAAAAAAAUAUUGAAUGUGAGUAUUACAAAUACAUACAUACAUACAUACAUACAUACAUACAUACACACAUACAUACAUAUAUAUAUAACUCAACAAAAUGACGUACAUAUUAAUACUGUGUAUAUGUAUGUCUACGUGUGUGUAUGUGUGUGUGUGAGAAAGAGAGAGAGAGAGAGAGAGACGACGUUGGUAACGCGACUCGACGUCAUUUAGACAACGUUGUUUUAUAAUGUUUAAACUAUACAUUUAGAUAAGAAAAUUAGCGGUGCAGUUGUGUAAGAAAAUAGAAAGAAUGAAAUAAAAAAUAUGAAAAAUGUUCGUAUCAUCAACGGUAUAAUAGUGGCUUUGAGAUUAGCCCGAUGAAAUUUUUAAUAAAUCGAGUCGUCGUCACGUCGGUUUGUUUAACCACUCGAAAAUCAUAUUUCCAUGGAAAAUUUCUAUGGAAAAUUUUUAUGACAAAAUUUUGUACACGUUCUUUUCUCCCCUUUUGCGGCCUAAUUGAAAAAAAAAAAAAAAAGAAAGAAAAAAAACGAGAUCAUUCACGAGACAACACCGUGCAAGUAUUCUUAAAUAAUUUUCUGUCGAUGAUGACUUUUGUUAAAUUUUUUUUUAUCUCAUUUCUUUUCUACUUUUUUUUUCUAUUUCUAUUACUGUUUUUUUUUUCGCGAUCAAUUAUCUUUUUAAUGUAACCAUCAGUACGUUUCGUUUUAUUUGUUAAUGACACACACGAAGAAACUAACUAGCGAAUUUAUUGUACGUGUUAAUAAAAAAAAUAUACAUAUAUAUAUAUUAUAUACAUAUUAUAAACAUAUAAAAAGAAGAAGGUAGAGACAAAAAGAAUGAUAUUAGAGAAAAUAUGUACGAUUUUAUUAUAUGUAAGAGCUUUUUCUUUUAAGUUAUACCGCGUGAAAACACUUUAGAAGAUAAUAAACAAAUAUAAACAAAUAUAAAUAAGCGUGAUUUGGAGUAAACGUGAUUAUAAAAGCGAUCAAUGAUCGACGAUUACAUCCUAGAGCGACAUGGACAAAAUAAAACAUCAGCGAAUAAUUAUUUAAAUAGCAUCGUGAUGCUACGGAACAAGGAGACGGAGAAAAAAGAAAAAAGAAAAGAAAAGAAAACGGAAAAAGAAGUAUAAAAAAAAAAGAAAAGAAAAAAUAAACCAACUUUCUUUUUCUCUUGUUUGUAUUACGCAAUUGUUUGAUUGAAUUUGUUGUUGUUGUUGUUGUUGUUGCUGUUGCUUGUAAAAAAAACAACCAUCUUGCUAAAACCAUUUAUCCCAUACACUAUCAACACUUGUGCGCAUGCGUUACACUGUACGUUUAAAUUUCCCGCUAAACGCUGAAUAAAUUAUUAUUAUUAUUAUUAUUAUUA
This is a messenger RNA of Vespula vulgaris, 7138 nucleotides long. RefSeq names its product MATH and LRR domain-containing protein PFE0570w-like. The record is from RefSeq and is a predicted model, not a curated record. The coding region runs from base 267 to 4259 and encodes 1330 amino acids. The transcript has 2 exons. Lineage: Eukaryota; Metazoa; Arthropoda; Insecta; Hymenoptera; Vespidae.